AACAGACCCUUUUCUAUCUCUUUUGAGCAGAGGAAGCGCCAAACAUCGCCAGUUUUCGUCAAUUGAACAAUUCCGUACUCAAGGACCGCACCAUGUCUCCAAUCCUUGGAUCGAAAUUCUCCAAGGUCCUGCUUCUUGGCAGUGGGUUCGUCGCGGGACCGUGUCUUGGGGUCUUAUCGGACUCUGGCGUCGCUGUCACUGUCGCUUGCCGUCAUAUCAAGGCUGCCGAGGAACUGGCCAAAGGUGUCAAACACGCAUCUGCGAUCUCCCUCGAUGUUAACAAUACCGACGCCCUGGAGGCCGCAGUUGCAAAGCAUGAUCUUGUUAUCAGUUUGGUUCCUUAUGUCUGCCACCCUCAGGUUAUUAAAGCUGCUAUUAAGGAAAGGAAGAAUGUUGUCACUACUUCGUAUGUGAGCCCUGCUAUGAUGGAGCUUAACCAGGAGGCCAAGGAUGCCGGUAUCACGGUCAUGAAUGAGAUUGGUCUCGACCCUGGUAUCGACCAUCUGUACGCUAUCAAGACCAUCGAGGAUGUUCAUUCCAAGGGUGGCAAGAUCCUGAGCUUCCUUUCUUACUGCGGUGGGCUUCCGGCCCCCGAGGCCUCUGGGAAUCCUCUUGGUUACAAGUUCUCCUGGUCUUCUCGUGGCGUCCUACUUGCCCUGCGUAAUCCGGCAAAGUACUACAAGAACGGAAAGGUCGAGGAAAUUGACGGAGCCAGGCUCAUGGAGACUGCAAAACCGUACCUCAUCUAUCCAGGCUUUGCGUUCGUUGCCUAUCCCAACCGCGAUUCCACCGUAUACAAGGACCGCUAUGCCAUUCCCGAGGCACAAACUGUCAUUCGUGGUACUCUCCGCUACCAGGGAUUCCCGGAAUUUGUCCGUACUCUCGUCGACACUGGAUUCCUAUCUGACGAGCCUCUUGCCUUCCUUAAACCUUCUGACACCCCUCUCCCGUGGAAGACCGCUCUAGCAAAGAUCCUUGGGUCGUCCUCCGAGAAGGAGGAGGACCUCAUUUGGGCCAUUUCUUCGAAGUCCAAAUUCAGGGACAACGAGGAGAAGGAACGUAUCAUCAAUGGGAUGAGGUGGCUGGGUAUGUUCAGUGAGGUUAAGAUCAUACCAAGGGGUAACCCCUUAGACACCCUGUGUGCCACUCUGGAGGAGAAGAUGCGGUAUGGACCUGGGGAGCGUGACAUGGUUAUGCUGCAACACAGGUUUGGUAUUGAAUCCGCCGAUGGCUCUAAGGAAACCCGUACCUCUACCCUUGUAGAAUAUGGGGAGAGGGUAGGAUAUACCUCCAUGGCCCGCCUAGUUGGUAUCCCAUGUGCUGUGGCCGCCAAGUUGGUGCUCGACGGGACUAUCUCGGAUAAAGGGAUUCUCGCUCCGGUUACAGAAAAGCUCUGUGAUCCUCUCAGGAAGGAACUCAAGGAUGCCCAUGGGAUUGAGUGUAUUGAGGAGGUCGUCGUUUGACGAGCAAGAGUGUGAAAAGGGCAAAUUGUCAAAAUCGUGUUAUUAGGGUUCUCCCAUCUAGACAAUUUCUUAUCAUAAAAUUCAGAUGUUUUCAUUCGA
Molecule: messenger RNA, 1562 nt
Organism: Tuber melanosporum (Perigord truffle)
Lineage: Eukaryota; Fungi; Ascomycota; Pezizomycetes; Pezizales; Tuberaceae
Exons: 5
Coding region: 93-1463 (456 amino acids)
Cellular component (GO): cytoplasm
Molecular function (GO): saccharopine dehydrogenase activity
Source: RefSeq, a predicted model, not a curated record